GCAGCGCUGUGGAUGUGAGGCUUUGGACUGAUGUCGCUGCCUAAUAUCAGGAAUCUAAAGUGUCUCUCGCCGGUCAUGUGCCAGUGUAAAGUCAUCUGCAGCAACCGGACCCUUUCGCUCAUGUUCGGGUGUAAGAAGUACAGGUACCAGGAUGAGGAGACGCCCCCCUUGGAGCACAGUCCAGCACAUCUGGCUCCAGGGAAAAGUGCCGAAAUGCUGCACAUGAGCGACAAGAACCUCGCCGCCAUGGAGGCCAUACAUGGCUACACGCCACACACACAUAUAUCCCCUGUCAAGCCAGUGUUGAUGUCUACAGGACACACUCCAAUGUACACCUCUGCUGUUUCCACACUGGGAAAUAGUCCACCUGUGGUGGUGAACACGGACACACUCGAUGGAUCGCCAUAUGUGAAUGGAACAGAAGGGGAAAUUGAGUAUGAGGAAAUCACACUAGAGAGAGGGAACUCGGGCCUGGGCUUCAGCAUAGCAGGGGGAACUGACAAUCCCCAUGUGGGCGACGACCCGAGCAUCUUUAUUACGAAAAUCAUACCUGGAGGAGCGGCGGCUCAGGAUGGACGCCUGAGUGUGAACGACUGCAUCCUCUUUGUGAAUGAUGUUGACGUGAGAGAGGUGACACACAGCCAGGCUGUGGAGGCUCUGAAGGAAGCAGGUGCUAUCGUCCGGCUCUACGUUCUCCGUCGGAAACCAGCGGCGGAGAAAAUCACUGAACUGAAACUUAUCAAAGGGCCUAAAGGACUGGGUUUUAGCAUUGCUGGAGGAGUGGGAAACCAGCACAUACCAGGAGAUAACAGCAUCUAUGUCACCAAAAUCAUAGAAGGUGGAGCAGCACAUAAAGAUGGACGUCUGCAGAUUGGGGAUAAGAUCUUGGCGGUAAACAACGUAUGUCUGGAAGAUGUCAUGCAUGAAGAUGCUGUGGGGGCACUGAAGAACACAGCCGAGGUGGUGUACCUCAGGGUGGCAAAGCCCAACAACCUGUUUCUGACCAACUCCUAUAACCCUCCAGAUCUCACUAACACAUAUUCCCAUAUGGAUACUGAACUGAGCCACCCCAACUAUCUUGGAUCAGAUUACCCACAAGCCCUCACUCCCACCUCACCGAGUCGCUUUUCACCUGUUCUGCAUGGCCUGAUGGGAGACGAUGACAUUCCCAGAGAACCUCGCAGGGUUCUGAUUCACCGAGGCUCCACGGGUCUGGGAUUCAACAUCGUUGGAGGAGAAGAUGGAGAGGGGAUUUUUAUCUCUUUCAUCCUAGCAGGAGGGCCAGCUGACCUCAGUGGAGAGCUGCACAAGGGCGAUCAGAUCCUCAGUGUGAACGGUGUGGACCUGCGAAUGGCCACACACGAGCAGGCGGCUGCAGCAUUGAAGAACGCUGGUCAAACGGUGACCAUCAUUGCUCAGUAUAGACCAGACGAGUACAGUCGUUUCGAGGCAAAGAUCCACGACUUGAGGGAGCAGUUGAUGAACAGCAGCAUGGGCUCUGGUACGACAACGCUAAGAAGCAACCCAAAGAGGGGCUUCUACAUCAGGGCUCUGUUUGACUAUGACAAAACGGCAGACUGUGGCUUCCUCAGUCAGGCGCUAGGCUUUAGGUUUGGGGACGUGCUCCAUAUCUUGGACUGCGGGGAUGAGGAAUGGUGGCAGGCACGUAAGGUCAGCCCCCAGAAUGAGGCUGAGGAGGUUGGCUUCAUUCCCAGCAAGCACAGGGUGGAAAGAAAAGAGUGGUCGCGCGUCAACACCAAAGAGAGGGAUCACGGUCGGGACACCUUGGGAACGCAAGGGAGAGAUAAAACGUCGCACAGUUAUGAGACCGUCACCCAAGUGGAAGUUCACUACGCGAGGCCCAUCAUCAUUCUGGGUCCUGUGAAGGACAGGAUAAAUGAUGACCUAUUGUCUGAGUUCCCUGAUAAGUUCGGCUCGUGUGUCCCACACACCACACGACCCAAACGGGAGUAUGAAGUGGAUGGGCGGGACUACCACUUUGUGUCGUCAAGGGAACAGAUGGAGAAAGACAUCCAGAGCCAUCGCUUCAUCGAAGCGGGCCAGUACAACAGUCACCUGUACGGCACCAGCGUCCAGAGUGUCCGUGAGGUGGCUGAACAGCAAGGGAAACACUGUAUUCUGGACGUGUCGGCCAAUGCUGUACGACGACUACAAGCUGCUCAGCUUCAUCCUAUUGCCAUCUUUGUCCGGCCUAAGUCACUGGAGAAUGUCCUAGAGAUUAACACACGCCUGACAGAGGAGCAGGCCAGGAAAGGAAUGGACCGAGCCCUCAAACUAGAACAGGACUUCCUCGAGUGUUUCUCCGCUGUCGUGGAAGGGGAUAGCUUCGAAGAGGUCUAUCACAAAGUAAAGACAGUGAUCGAGGAGCAAUCAGGGCCUUACAUAUGGAUUCCCACCCGAGAGAGGCUGUGAUGCCCUCCCCCCUCCUGCAUAUCAUCUACCGACUCGCACCACCCUUCACCGCCAAGCCAGCCUCGCCUCCUGGGACAUCCUCCAGAAAAGUUAGUGCUUCACUGAAGAAGACGGAUAAAAAACACACAGGAAGUGACACAGUGAGAAUGAUACUAGAAAAAGACACUGAUGUGUAAUUAGACUGAAACAGACUUAAUUAGUAUUCCACUUUCUCGAGGCAAGGCUGCAGUUCUGAGGCCACAUUCACACUUGGCAUUAAAAAGCCAUUUCACCCAAAAUUGGGGACACAGAUGUCUUUGAGAGAGUUGGUUCAUGGUGUCAGACCACCUCAGAUUUGGUUCCUUAGUAUCUAUCACAGCUUCAAUUUCCUCACAUAGACAGGAAUCUAAUCAACGUGAUUAGUUUUGGCAUAUUCCAGAUACAUUUUGGUGUCAAGUGUGAAUUGAUGCUUAUCUCAUCUGUCUUGAAACAGUCUGGAGGUAAAGAAGACAUCAGUUUUGAGCAGAUUAAAAGGUAGUACAGGGUGGCAGGGAUGGACCCCAAUGUGGUUUGAAGCCUACACCUGAAGGUGCCCUCAGACAUUGACUGGUUACCCCAGUUUUUGUAUACCAUCUGCUGGCUCUCUACCCACCAGUCAACUCCGCUUUUUUUCAGGACAGGAAAAGAGUAGGGGGUUGAUCCUGCCGAGACCCUCAAGACCAGAAGUCGUUCACGGGCUAAUCAGUUAUUUUUUUCUUUGAUUUUGAGCGUGAACUAUGAAAAUCCAACCUCAGUGACCAAGACUGAUCCCCUGUCAAAUAUUGCAAAGCACUAUUAUUUAAAGGCAGUAAAAAUGAUUCUAAUGAGAAAAAAUGAAUAUGCAUUGUGCAUGUAUCCUCAAAGACAAUGAAAGGAAAGGACUCAAAACAAUGAAAGCUAUGAGGGAAAAAUCAUUUUUUAAAAAGUUAAGUGGAGUGUGGGUGUGUUUUAAAGCAAGUCUCGUGAUGGAGAAGAUCAGAGACACGGCCACUUGUGAGCAGAGUAUAAACUGACAUACAUUUUAGCGUCUUAUACACACAUGCUCACGCAUGUCCACACACGUGCACCAAAAACUUGUAUAAUUGUAACCUCAGCUGUAACCUAUCACACCCCUCUGCGAGAGGGGUGGAGGGCUGUCUGUUCUGACCUUUGUCUGGUCACAAACCUGGAUGAAUGUUAUCACUCUCUGGGCACAAACAGCAGAGCUUGAACACACCACGGCCGACGCGCCUAUCACUCUUCCGAACCAAUCCCUCAGCCACAGACAUUCACACUGUUUUCCAGUGGCUGUACUAAAAGCCAUGGUGUCAUGGUGUUUGUGUGUGCGCAUGUGUGUGCGUGUGUGGGAGGUACAGGUCUUCUUUUACUCUCAUGCUUCCAGUCCUCCUCUGCUUUCUCCCUCUUGUGACCAUACACAUAAAAGUAAGUCACAAAUAAACGGUCUAUAUAUAUAUAUAAAAAUAUAAAUAUAUACACAUAUAUCUUUUUUAUGACAAUUUCUAACAGGACUAUAGUCUGUAAAAAGAAAAAAAAAAAUCUCCAAACAUUACACUGGUUAUUUUGUUUAAAUUUGCGGUUUGGUUUGUGGAAUUUACCCACACUCAGCAAAAAGCUCACACAGAAAUGUUGACGUAAAGAUGAUCUCACAAGUAUAUUUGACGUGUCAGUCAUAUUUCGGACACCUAUGGAAACAUUUAUACAAUGGAGAUACUGUAUGUCUGAGUGCGUGCAGUACGUGGACGAGAUGCACCCUGUGCAUAAAAUAAGAACUAUAAAUAACUAUAUGAGCAUAUCUCUCCUUUAUAACACCCACAACCAGUUUUAAUGUAUAAAUAAAUGGGUGGUGUGCGUACAUGUGCCAGAGAGAGUGUAAGACGUGCACAUGAUGUAGUGCAAUAUGGCUAUGAUGUUAUGCAAUGAAGAAGGUUACAGUAUGUGUGUCCAGAUUUCAAAUUAUUUAUUGCACUGACAGCAUUUUAUGCCACAGGUAAAAAGGCUAAAAAACAAAAGGAUUUCAAGGUUUUAUGAGCAUGUGUUUGUGUUAAGUUCUUUUUCAUUUUACUGAAUUCUAAGAGUGAAGGUAAAGUAUUGAUCAGUCAUAUUUAUUGUUGAUUUUUUGCUCACUGACUUCCUUCAACUCAUACGGAACAGCUGAAUCUUGUUAAUCACAAGUAUCAAUUUAUGUUUUGUUUAUUUAUUUCGAAUUGUCUGUAUAUUUUUAUAUUGUUUUCCACAUUGAGAGAGUUUAUGCGGUCUUGCUGUAAAUAUGAUGCCGUCUGGCUUUAGAUUUAGCUGUGGACACUGCAGAAUUGAUGCAGAGUACUGAAUCCAACAAAACGACAGCCCAGUUUAACUGCUCCAACAUAGAAACAUCCGCAUACACGCGCACAAACACACAAAUAUGUAAGCAUCCAGUCACAUCCAUGAAUAGAAUGUUUUCAGUUUGUUUAUUUGAGGGUUCUGUGUAUUUCUUAAUAUCUCUCUCAAGUGUGAUAUUCCUUAUUAAAAGAAAGUAUAUUAAUUUUUACAGAAGAAAGAUUAUAUCAAAGUUGACUGAUGCAGAAAACUAUAUUUAACAAUGAGAAUAUCAAGCAAAUUAAAAUGUUCCAGUUCAGUGAAGCGCUUGUUGUAAAUUAGCUAUGA
Messenger RNA from Phycodurus eques (leafy seadragon), 5094 nucleotides. Its product is annotated as disks large homolog 4-like. Gene Ontology annotation, cellular component: postsynaptic density membrane; neuromuscular junction; neuron projection. Gene Ontology annotation, molecular function: kinase binding. Bases 31 to 2433 code for a protein of 800 amino acids. Lineage: Eukaryota; Metazoa; Chordata; Actinopteri; Syngnathiformes; Syngnathidae. Gene Ontology annotation, biological process: AMPA glutamate receptor clustering; chemical synaptic transmission; postsynaptic neurotransmitter receptor diffusion trapping. The transcript is spliced from 22 exons. The record is from RefSeq and is a predicted model, not a curated record.